This is a messenger RNA of Amoebophrya sp. A120, 2712 nucleotides long. The record is from the annotation of a GenBank genome assembly. NCBI's taxonomy places the organism in Eukaryota, Dinophyceae, Syndiniales, Amoebophryaceae.
AGUUCCUAACCCGAUCUUUUGGAAGGCUAUGCCUAGUAUGGCGGCGCUGUAGUUCGAGUAGUUCCUACUAAAUAUCAUAAGCCAGAAGAUCAGCGUUGGUGAGCACGAUUAUCAGUGUACUGAAUAGAAUAGAAUUUUCGAUCGACUAGCUUUGAAACGGAUAAAAAUCAAGAUCCCGCUGGGGAUCGACGAAAAAGUGGAAACUUCGGAUCCCGUGUGCCGCGACCACAGGUCGGAUCGAAAUCGAUUCUAAAAUAAAAUGCCAGGAUCCCUUUUCACAUUUCGAGAAUUGUCGAAAAGCAAUGCAAAGGAAUGCAACCUCCUAGUCCUAUCUUUACGUGUCGACACCAGGCGCAGCACGACGGGAACCAAUACCAAACAUGGAUGUAAAUAAUUUUCUGUCGUCUUCAAACCAUAUCGAUACGCAAUAGUUUCGGAUUUUCAGCGAAUAGGCACCAGCUACUGAAGUCUUUAUUUUAUCUACUCUUUAUUCGACAGUAAAGGUCGAAAUCGAAUCCAUUGGAAGCAUCAACAUGAAGUCCAAAGUGAUGAAGGUCGGCCUCCGCCUCCCGGUGAACGUCCAGAAGAGGGAGGGUGAUGCGAAGCCAGCAACUUCAGAGGCGAUUGCAAAGACAAAAAAUGGCACACCAGCUCCCGGGGGUUAUUGUUAUAGCAGUGCUAAAAGAGGCAAGCCUACCACUGCGCGUUAUGACAAAAAGCAGCACAGCAAGAUGAACAUGAAAUUCAAACACAACAAGAUUAAGACCGCCACACCGAGUGCAGCACCAUCUCCAGCUCCAGCUGCAUCCGAUUCCGCAAAUAAAAAUGCUGGUAGACCACGAGUGUUGGAGACAAACUCCGCUGCCGCGGUAGAAGUGCACAAAGCCAAGGGGCAGCACGGAGGAAAUGAAAAGACAGCAGUUUCCGGCUCUGCGGCGGCGAUGAACAAGGGAAACGAAUGCAACGAGCAAACCGCCAAGAGAGUCAAUCGCAAGGAGAAGAAGAAGGAGUUGAGGAACGCGAACGCGAAAAAAAGUAACGAGAUAGAAAAUGCUGCCAGUGCCAAGCACAAGCGACCUCCGCCAACGAAUGGACGUAAUGGCAAAGAAACCAAAAAGCCAAGCAAGCAGGAGCCGAAGCGACCAACGGCGACUGGGACUGGACCUGGAGCAGUGCAGCGAAUGAAGAAGGUGCAGAAGAAAAACCUGGCCACGACAGAAAAGCAAAUCACGGAUUCUGCGAAAGCGCUGGUACAAGCAAAUAAAGACGCGCUUCUUCCAGCAGUGCCUUUUGGAAUUGGCGCUGGGCACGACAAUUUUCGAAAAUUGAUGAUGCUUGGCGCCACCAGCACGUCAUCGACGUCGAGGACAGAAGAAAGUGGCAGAUCGAAUCGGACUGCGACGACCUCGAUGAAAAUUGGCGUCACGGGCACGCUCAACAACGCAAGAAACGAAGCAAAGACCAAUAGACGAAGAGCAGACGCGGCGACGCUAGUCGCGCUCGAUUGUGAGAUGGUAGAAGAUCAGCAGGGGAAAAAUCUGCUCGCUCGCGUUUCCAUUGUCCAGGAAGACUUGCAUUGCCUUUUGGACACGCUUGUGCGGCCGCCCGGAAACGAUUUCGACCUCAUUGCGGACUACCGCACGGAAAUCACAGGCCUAACCCGGGACUCCUUUGCCCAGCGCGGCUCCAUGUCGAUGAAGCAGGUCCAGCGAAGAGUUGCGGAAAUCCUAGCGACGAGCUGCGCUCCUACAAGUGGGUCGAAAUGGAAGCACCAGGAGCAUCAUGGCACCUCCAGCAAGAAUGUGCUUUUGAUCGGGCACGCUGUCAAGAACGACUUGGCGGCCCUGGAGUUUCCGUUUGAAUGGGUUGGGGGCAACAAGAUAGAAGAUGUUGCAAGAGAUAAUGGUGCUCUCGACCCUAGUGCUGAUAUCGGAGCGGAGAGGCAGGUGGCUGCUUCAGAUGGGACAAGGGGACAGGAACAGUCGAAGUUUCUUUCAAAAUCUACCGCGAAAAAGCAGAAAUACUAUGCAAAAGUGCUUUCUUCCGGAAAUAACAAGGGCCAUGCUGGCUUUGCUAAACUACAACUCGGAAAGAGUGCUGGGACUUCCGAGCUGCAGCCAUCCAACAAUGCUACGAUGGCAGGUACAAAUUCAGACCAAAGCGACAUGAAUACGAGAACCCGAACUGCUGCCCAGGGGGGUCGAGCGGAACACCACUACGUGCUGCGAAUUCCGAUGAACUUCUUGCCAGAAGCGUUCGUGUCGUCUGCGAACAGAACUUCGGAGUCCGUUCCAGCGAACCGUGGUGCCGUUGAUUUUCCCGUUGCAGACACACAAAUUUUGUAUGCGAGGAAAACACCGGGAGCAAAGAAUCGGAGUCUGCAGUCAAUCACUGCAGAUGAGCUCGGCGAGCAGAUCCAGUCAGGGCAGCACGAUUCGGUCGUCGACGCGCGUGCUACGAUGCGUGUCUACAAGAAACUAUUUGCAGCUUGUUCUACUCGCUGAUCACAGAAGGCAAAUAAUAAACUGCCGUCGUGCUGGAGCUGGUCCUGGUGAUUAUUGCAUCUAUUGGAUGAAUGAAUAAGUGAAUCGCAAAAUAAGAAGCUGUGCAUAGCCACAACUUCUACAUCGCUAGUUGUCCAUCGCAAAAUAUUAAGCGUCAGAAGUGGUCGCUCGUGGCACAUUUAGAAGACAAAACAAAAACCAAACGGAA